AUUAUGCUUUGUAAGACAGCAAGUGCAUCGUGCUGGCACUGCUUCUGCUCCGCUCGCCAUUAAGUAAGCCUGUCAGGCAGUGCUCGUAGACCACAUCAAUCCGCCGCAGCGGUGCAGCAACGAUGCGCCGGCUGCUGGCCGCCUGCACACUCAUCCACAGCGCACUGCCCUUUCAGGCCGCGCCGCGGCGCGCCCCGCAGCGGACGCGACGACGGACGCAGCACAGCGCCACCAGCGCGGACUGGCGCGAACGCUGCGACGCGGAAGGCGUCGUGAGCUACUACGACUUCGGCGUCCGACUGAAAGAAGACGGCCACGCCGCCACCGCGCCCAGACAAAGCGCUACAUCAUCCUUCGCGAAAGCGCUCGACGAAGCGCUGAGAGGCGACAGCACGCAUUUACGGGAAGAGCUCGCCAGUGAUGUUGUGUGGCAGCACGGUCUUGGGGAAGCGAAAGGCGCAAAAGCCGCUUUAAAACUUGUGGAGGAAGCCGGGGACUUCUACGACGAUCCACGGUUGGACGUCCUCUCAUCAUCGGACAAUGAAUUCAGGUGGCUCGCGAGCGGGACCCAACCGGUCCAAUGGUCUCCUAGAGUGCUCGUGCAUGGCACUACUACAAUAACGCGGCAAGAUGGCAAAGUAACGCGCGUUAUUGACAGGUGGGACUCGUCCCCGACGGACAUAGGCCUGCAGCAGGUCGCGCCGAAGUUCUGGGACGUCUUCGACCUGUGGGCCACUCCUGUUGCCGAAACGCCCUGUGAAGAAGUACUAAAUGAGUUCAAGUUCAGUAUGGGCCAGGCUCGUUUAGUAAGGUCGCCGGAGCGCUUGUGUCUGGUCUGUUCGCUGGAUGACGUCUCGAACUCGCGGAAGCAGAGAGUGGCCUCAGCUUUACCUGACUUUGUAUUUCUCGCGGACACGCGGUCGCCGACGGACGUGAUAGCGGCAACCACCACACCUUUGUCGGUGUCGAUCGAGGCCCUGCCCCGUGUUGAUGGAGAGCCUCGAAAACGGAGGGUCACGUGGGCGCUGCCGUUGCCCACAGCUUUAGGUCUCGACUUUGCAUCACUCCCGGAGCUGCCUCGUAAGGCAGAGUUGAACGAUGGCGGGUUGGAGCUCGGCGUGGCCGAGAACCCUUCAUUAACAUAUGCUCUACAGCCCGCCAAACUCUAUGUUUGUGCUUCCUAUUCAGGCGAUCCACAGGACGCGGCAGCGGCGCCGCUGCGGAAGGCGCUCGCGGAAGCGGCCGUCGCGCAGGGCCUCUCGUUAGUUCCGGGCGCGAACGGCGGCGCCGCGCCGGCCGUUUUGCGGAAGUGGCGGGCCAAGCUCGGCUACUCCGACGUCGGAGCAUUGGCCUACGCGAUGGAGUCGAACGCGCCCUCGUGGGUUUCAGUGGAUGGGAACGAGCUCUGCGUCGAGGUAAGGCAGUAGUUUCUUU
Pelagomonas calceolata is the source of this 1434-nucleotide messenger RNA. The record is from the annotation of a GenBank genome assembly. Lineage: Eukaryota; Pelagophyceae; Pelagomonadales; Pelagomonadaceae.